This is a messenger RNA of Letharia lupina, 1812 nucleotides long. RefSeq lists its product as uncharacterized. Gene Ontology annotation, molecular function: hydrolase activity, hydrolyzing O-glycosyl compounds. The record is from RefSeq and is a predicted model, not a curated record. The transcript has 4 exons. The coding region runs from base 1 to 1812 and encodes 603 amino acids. Gene Ontology annotation, biological process: carbohydrate metabolic process. Lineage: Eukaryota; Fungi; Ascomycota; Lecanoromycetes; Lecanorales; Parmeliaceae.
AUGUUUCCCGUCCCGUUAUCGCUUCUCAGCUUGUACAUUACCUUCCUCACUUUCCAAUUGGUUCAGGCAGAUUGCGAAUGUGGUUACACUGUCAAUUCCGCUCUCUACACAGACAUCAUCGAGACAGACUUUCUUCACUUGGCAAACAUCACCAACGACACAGAUUGGCAACCACAAAAUUACACCGUCACCCCUGAACUCGCGAGAGGGCCAUUUGGCAAGAAUGCCUCGAUCAGCAACGUCGUCGCCAAUCCACUCAAAAGUCAAUAUGACUGGGCAGGCGAUGGAGUCAAUGGUGGCGAUGCGGGUCUGCAGCUCUUUGUCAGAGGCGGCGUUCCUCAGGAUGGACUGAUACCAAUGGCCGAGCUUGCGACAGCGAGGAUAGAUAUGCUCUAUGGAAGCUUCCGUGCUGGCAUGAAGGUGACGGGAACACCUGGCACUUGUGGCGCUUUUUUCUGGUAUUUGAAUGACACACAAGAAAUCGAUAUGGAGUUCCUGUCCUCCGAAUUCAAUGCCACGUCCCAGCCCGUCAACCUCGUCCUUCAGUCGCCUGAAUCUGAAGAAGCAGGCUUCAAUGCCGCAAACACCGGCACAUUCCAGGUACACCAAUUGAAUUUUACUCCCUCAGAAGGCUUCCAUGAGUAUCGUUUCGACUGGUCUCCCAAUGCCGUCGACUUUUACGCCGACGGUGUCCUGCUUGAUACCAUGACCAGUGCUGUUCCCACAGCACCGGGCCACAUCACGCUGUCUCACUGGAGCAAUGGUGAUCCGAAGUGGAGCGCUGGGCCACCUACCGAGGACGCGAUCCUUACGGUUGAGUACUUGAAAGGCUACUUCAACAGCUCAGAUGCUGCACGGCAGCAGGACUGGUCAACGCGCUGCAUCAGUCCUUCAGCGGUGAAUGCAACAUGCCCUGUUCCCGAGGUCACACAGGCGCCGAAUGGAAAUGUUAGCGCGCACACGUCUUUCUUCAGCAUGCAGGCGAACGAGACGGGGAAUCAGACUGUGUUUGGGUCGAAGAAGAAGAGUGAAGGGAUAGCGUUGGAGAUCUCGAGGACGGGGGUAUUGGCAUUGGUGCUGAUGCUGUCAAGUGUGGUGGGGAUUCUAUUGCGAACUGGUUCAACUGGAAGAGCAAGAGUAGGAGGAUCAUUCGACGUCACAAUCAAGCAUUAUUGCGUGCCAGGCGCGUUUGAACGCUGCUGCACGACGGAAAAGCCUCGCAACCCACCAAAGCUUCCUCCCUCUGGCCAACGCGGACCUACCGCACAACCAACCUCCAUCAUGCGCAUCACGGCCAUCCCCAUAUUCUUCCUCCCCUUUCUCGCCUCCGUCCUCAUCCUCGCAUCAAACCACAUCCCAAAAGCCGGCCUGUUACCUCGCUCCCUAGACGCCAUCCUCGUCGAACCACGAGAACCCGCUCCCUCACCAACACCCACGCCCCAUGUCAAACAUCUCGACCUCCGGCAGGUUGCAGUAGGCGUAGGUGGAGCCGGUAAUGUUGCAGCGCCCGCUCAGCCGGCAGCCGUGGCACCAGCUGCAGCAGCUGCCCCCGCCGCCGCAGCAGGAGCAGAGGUCGAUCCGACGGAUUCACCGACUGUAGCGGCGGGCGGGGCGGCGAGCGCGACGCCGGUCAAGAGUGGGGCGAUUGGACUGGGGACGCUGACGGGGGUGGUUGGGGUCGUGAAUACGAAGGAUGCGAAGAAUGAUGCUGCGGGAAAUACGAUGGGUGUGGAGGUCUUGAGGAUACUGGGGUUCUGGGUGAUCGGUCUUGUUGUUGGGGGUGGGUGGAUGGGGAUUGGUAUUGCCGGAUAA